Molecule: messenger RNA, 444 nt
Organism: Williopsis jadinii
Lineage: Eukaryota; Fungi; Ascomycota; Saccharomycetes; Phaffomycetales; Wickerhamomycetaceae
Product: ubiquitin-conjugating enzyme
Exons: 2
Coding region: 1-444 (147 amino acids)
Biological process (GO): ubiquitin-dependent protein catabolic process; protein polyubiquitination
Cellular component (GO): nucleus
Molecular function (GO): ubiquitin conjugating enzyme activity
Source: RefSeq, a predicted model, not a curated record
AUGUCAUUAAAGAGAAUCACCAAGGAGUUGAACGAUCUUGGAAGAGAUCCCCCAUCUUCUUGUUCUGCCGGCCCAGUUGGUGACGAUUUGUUCCACUGGCAAGCAUCUAUCAUGGGUCCAGCCGACUCUCCAUACGCAGGAGGUGUUUUCUUCCUCUCCAUCCACUUCCCAACUGACUAUCCAUUCAAACCACCAAAAGUGCAAUUUACAACAAAGAUUUACCAUCCAAACAUCAACUCCAACGGUAACAUUUGUCUAGACAUUCUCAAAGACCAAUGGUCCCCAGCAUUGACAAUCUCUAAGGUGCUUUUGUCCAUUUGCUCGUUAUUGACAGACGCAAACCCAGAUGAUCCACUUGUUCCAGAAAUUGCUCAUAUAUACAAGACCAACCCUGAGCUAUAUCAAAAGAACGCUAAGGAGUGGACAAAGAAGUAUGCCAUCUGA